AUGGCUUUCGGUUCUAAAGUUCACAACGCUAAACCUAACGAGGAUUUGAAAUGGUCCAAUGCUCCGGCGAACAAGCUCGACUUGAAAACGUUGAGAGUGGCAAUAGUUGGAGGUACUGCAGGUAUUGGCCAAAGUCUAGCCCAGCUUUUUGGCAGCAGAGGUGCUGAAGUGGUUGUGGUCGGUAGAACUUUCAGAGACCAAAAUUCGAAAAAUGUUUCGUUUAUCAAAGCGGACUUGGAACUCAUGUCCGAGGCCAAGAGAGUUGCUCAAGUACUCGCUCAAAAGCCAUUGGACUUGGUGAUAUUUACCACAGGUAUCUUAGCGGCUCCCAAGCGUGAGGAAACUACGGAAGGGCUAGAGCGGGACAUAGCGGUAAGCUACUUGAGCAGAUUGGUUAUUGUUCGCAAUCUUCUACCGCACAUUGAAAAGUCGCACACCAAUCUUGUUAAAAAGCCAAGAGUUUUCAUUUAUGGUUUCCCGUGCGCUGGGGAAAAAGGAAGUCCCGAUGAUUUGAAUUCUUAUGUUGACUACGAGGGAAUGAAGACACACAUGGCCACAGUGGCUGGGAAUGAAGCCCUUGUGCACGACACGGCCCGCCGUUUCCCCAGCAUCGCCGUGUAUGGUGUAAACCCUGGUUUGAUCAAAACGGCCAUCCGUAAUAACUUCUUGGGAGCCCGUAGUUGGAAAUCAUUUUCCGUUGAGAGCGCUAUCGGCUUGCUGUUUCAAAACACAAAGCAGUACGCCGUGAAGAACGUUCCAAUGAUGGUGGCUCCCGAGCUGGACGAUUAUACUGCUGCCUUUUUCGAUAGCUUUGGCAAGCCUAUUCUUUCCGACGGAUUUCCUGAAUCGUAUGUUGAGAAAUACAUCCGUAACUCAGAGGAGUUGCUGAAAAAGUCGGGUGUUCCUUACUACUAA
Lachancea meyersii CBS 8951 is the source of this 915-nucleotide messenger RNA. NCBI's taxonomy places the organism in Eukaryota, Fungi, Ascomycota, Saccharomycetes, Saccharomycetales, Saccharomycetaceae. The record is from the annotation of a GenBank genome assembly.